Molecule: messenger RNA, 1565 nt
Organism: Anopheles nili
Lineage: Eukaryota; Metazoa; Arthropoda; Insecta; Diptera; Culicidae
Product: cytochrome P450 4d2-like
Exons: 2
Coding region: 42-1565 (507 amino acids)
Molecular function (GO): iron ion binding; heme binding; monooxygenase activity
Source: RefSeq, a predicted model, not a curated record
GGAAAGUUGCUUCUACGUAGUCCACUGUGUACCCGUGAGAGAUGGCGUUGAGCUCGCUCCUGUUGCUGACCAUAAUACUCGCCACAACCGUGUAUGUCGUGCUGAAGGUGCUCUCGAACAGACGCCGUGCUGCAUCCCUGGUGAAGCAACUUCCAAACUUUCAAACGCUACCGUCGGUGCCACUGUUGGGAAGUGCACAUCUCUUCAAGGACACCUCACCCGAUGGGAUCCUGCGCACGCUGGUCGAUUGCCACCACCGGUAUGGGAAGAACUUGGUACUUCAAGAGCUAGGCAACGAGUUUAAGCUUCUGAUCAGCGAACCGCGCGUCAUCGAGCAGGUCAUGCAGGCGAAAACGAUCCUGAAACCCAAAUUCUAUCGCUUCCUGCAACCGUGGAUCGGUUUAAGCAGUGUCCUGUUGAGUGGAGAACGCUGGAGCACCCGCCGGAAGCUGAUAAACCCUGCGUUUCAUUAUAAAAUGCUUGACGACUUCUUGCACACGAUGAUCGCACAAGCGGACGUGCUGGUGCAGAAGCUAUCGCAGCAUGCAAACGGUACCGACUGUGAUAUUUAUGAACCGCUGCGGUACUGCGCGAUGGACAUUAUCUGCGAGACGGCGAUGGGCGUACAGUUGCAGUGUCAAACCAACCCGAACGUGGAGUUCGUACAAGCAACGGAAGAAAUGAUCGAUCUGGUACACAAGCGCAUGUUCAACCCGCUGGUGAGCAAUGAUCUCGUCUACUCCUGGACAGAUGCCGGACGUCGCGAAACAAAACUCAAACACACGAUCCAUCGCUUCACGAGUUCGGUGAUUCGCGAACGUAAGAAGCGGCUGGUUGAUCCACCGGUUCGCACACGAGACGAGGAAAAUCGCACGUGCAAGAUGACGUUUUUGGAUCUGCUGCUGGAAACGCGCUUCGACGGACAGCCCAUACCGGACAAAGACAUCCGUGGCGAAGUGGACACGUUCAUGUUCGCCGGGCACGAAACUGUAACGUCUUGUAUGAGUUUCCUGUUGUACUUUAUCUCCCGUGAUGAGACCGUACAGCAGCGGUUGUACGACGAGAUCGUCUCCAUCUUCGGUGACUCGCGGGAUGCUCAUUCUGUGAGGCCAACGUACGCCUCCCUGCAGGAUCUCAAGUACAUGGAGCAGGUCAUCAAGGAAACGCUUCGUAUUAGCCCGUCGGUGCCGAUGAUUGGCAGGACGUCCGCGGAGGAUAUGGUCAUUGACGGUGUGCCGAUUCCACCCGGCACGGAUAUUAUGCUGAACAUCUACGUCAUGCAGAAUGACCCCGAUUACUACCCCGAGCCGGAUCGUUUCCGGCCGGAACGGUUCGCGGAUGACGGUGCCGAACAGCAGAAAGCCUUUAGCUAUCUUCCGUUCAGUUUGGGCGUGCGGUCCUGUAUCGGGCAACGGUUCGCGAUACUUGAGAUGAAAACCAUGCUGGUUAAGCUACUGACGCGGUUCCGUUUGGGGCCGUGCGAGGAACAGAAUGUAUUACAGUUAAAGGCCGACCUAUCGCUGAAGCCAUUUCAGGGGGCUUUUAUUAAAAUUUUAGAACGAUAG